Molecule: messenger RNA, 1911 nt
Organism: Antechinus flavipes (yellow-footed antechinus)
Lineage: Eukaryota; Metazoa; Chordata; Mammalia; Dasyuromorphia; Dasyuridae
Exons: 11
Coding region: 712-1911 (399 amino acids)
Biological process (GO): regulation of transcription by RNA polymerase II
Cellular component (GO): nucleus
Molecular function (GO): DNA-binding transcription factor activity, RNA polymerase II-specific
Source: RefSeq, a predicted model, not a curated record
GGGGGGUCUCGGGGAGGGGAGAAAGGGGACAGCAACACGUUCUGUAACUACAGGGUAGAAAACAUUUAGAAAAAAAUAUGUUAAGCAGAAAACCAAUUUACUUCCAGGGAGUUGCUUGUAGGUGGCACAAUGUCCCAAGGUUUGCCCCACCUCUCCCUUCUGCUGGUCCUGGGGUUUAGUGGCUGGUCCUGGGGGCCUGCCUUGGAGAUUCCCAGAUCAAAAGGAUGCUUAGAUCCUGGGAGAUCAAGGAGGGGAAUGGAGCUCUCACUCAGAGUCAUACAGGUAGCAAGAAACAUGUUUUCACACUGGGCUAUGCCUUCUCCUUGCCUCAGGUGGCAUGGCUGGGGGAGUACUGGGGAAUGAUCACCCUUAGUGAGAAGCGUGCCAUGGUCAAAUGAUGCUGUUCCUUGCUCCAGUGAGUCCUCAGUUCCCCUCCCUCGACAGCCUCCUCCUCUUCACUCUCCCGGGUCCAGAACGGGAGGGCUGGAGCCUCUGAUUCGAGCUCUCAGGCUGCCUUUCCCCGCCCUGGGCACUGUCGUGUAGGCAGAAAAUGCUUUCACUUUCAAUUCUUAAAAAAAAAAAAUGGAAGUUUUUAAACGGAAGUCGCGUUACUGGUGAAACUGAAUCAAGCUCCAGAUCAGAUCUUCCGCCUCCCCACAAGUCGGAUUAUCCAGUUCCAAGGGGCUAGAGGUUCCAGAUCUGGAGAGGAAGAUGGUUGACAACCUUCUUGAGACCUUUAAAAAUAAGAAAUUUAACAUAAUCGAGGCAAUAAAUACCCCGUCUCCUUUCCUGGAGGUACUACAACAUUACUCUUUAAUCUCUGAGCACACUUACCAUAUUGCUCUAAAGGAGUACCAAAAAUCACGCUGUAUGUACAACGUGGUAUACCACAUCCUCAAUAACCUAGAGCAUAGUUUCAGCACCAAGAUCCUUGAAGCCUUGUUCCACCCCUUCAACCUGCAGAUAUAUCCACUAUUAAAGCAAAUCCAACGCUACUUCAAAGAUGUGACUCCAGAUGCAUCACUACUACAAGGCAGCAGAGGACCUCCUGUCCAGAACACCAACCAUGAGUGGGCAUCAACUGUCAGUGCUCCUCAAAACUCUGUUCAAGUGGUUCCCAAUGGAUUCACACCACAAGUCAGCAUGGGGUUUCCUAUCCAGAAGAGCGGCCUUGAGAGGACUUCUGCUGUUAGGGCUGCUAAUUUUGCUGUCAAAGCGACUCCAAAUGGAUUAGCACCACAAGGCAGCAGGGGACCUCCUGUUCAGAGCAGCAGUUUUGAGAGGACAUCAGCCAUCAGGGCUCCUCAAAGCUCUGUAGAAGGGACACCAGAUGCAUUAGCACCACAAGGCAGCAGGGGACCUCCUGUUCAGAGCAGCAGUUUUGAGAGGACAUCAGCCAUCAGGGCUCCUCAAAGCUCUGUGCAAGUGACUCCUGAUAGAUUAAUACCACAAGUCAGCAUGGGAUAUCCUAUCCAGAAAUGCAGCCUUGAGACAACAUCUGCUAUUGGGGCUGCUAAUUUUGCUGUCAAAGCAAUUCCAGAUGGAUUAGCACCACAAGGCAGCAGGGGACCUCCUGUUCAGAGCAGCAGUUGUGAGAGGACAUCAGCCAUCAGGUCUCCUCAAAGCUCUGUGCAAGAUAGAUCACCACAAGCCAGCUUGGGAUCUCCUCUUCAGAACAACAACUUUGAGUGGACAUCAGCUGUCAUGGCUCCUCAAAGCUUUGUCCCAGGUACUUGGACUUUUAGGGGAUCUCAUGUCACUACUCUUACCCACAUCCUUUUUAUCUUAACCACUCCUCUUCUCUGUCUUCUCCCUCUCAGAUACUUGUGUCCCAUCUUUACCUCUCAUACACAUCAUGGACUUCUAGAAAAAGUCAACGAUGCUUUCAGUGUGGAAAAGUUGGACAUCUGA